Molecule: messenger RNA, 3587 nt
Organism: Hibiscus syriacus
Lineage: Eukaryota; Viridiplantae; Streptophyta; Magnoliopsida; Malvales; Malvaceae
Product: protein ARABIDILLO 1-like
Exons: 12
Coding region: 704-3463 (919 amino acids)
Molecular function (GO): protein binding
Source: RefSeq, a predicted model, not a curated record
AUGAUUCUUUCCCCAUGACAUCUUAACAAUGUUGUAAAACUUAUUGCAUACAAUAUUUUCUCAUUUACUCUCGUUUUCAUUGUGUGCAAAAUAAAGGUGCAGAUUUAGCCAAAUAGUGUUUUAGAGGAACGCCUUUGAGCUUCAGGGUUUGGUUUCUCUUUCUCUCUCUCAUAUAUGCUUGUUUGAAUUGUCUCCUACGUUAAUUUCAACUCUCCCCCCCCCUGUUUCUUUCCUUUCAUUGAAGCUUCUUCAAUGCAAUCAGAUAAAAAAAAUUAAAAAAAUGUAAGUUUUAAUUGAUUUAAUCUCGAAAGGUACGAGAUUUAAGGGUUUACCCUUCAUACCCAGAAACACUGUGCUUUCUCAGGUUUGAGAAUUCGAUUGUUGCAUUUAUCAUUUUAGGUUCUAUUGGGUUAUGUGAAAUCGGGCAAUUUUAUAUUGUGAAGUAUCAAAUUUAAGAUAUCUUGGUUUUGAGUUGUGGCACAUAUAUACAAUUCCAUUGCUAGUUUUAGUUAGGGUUUUUGAGGCUGGAGACCAUUGCCUUUUUUGGUCUCUUUAUGCUUCUUUAGUUGUUUUAUGAAUUGGGUAUUUGAGUUUGAAGGGCGUAUGUACUUUAGUUCCAUGUGCACUUACCGGUUAUAAGGUUUUGUUGCUUUGAGGUUCGAAGGAUUUCGGUAUUUGGAGUCCUUAUUAGAUUGAUCAAGACAUGACCCGUCGACUACGUCGCAAGGUGGCGAAGAAAGGGAAGGACGAUGCUGUUUCGAUAAGUUUUCUUGAGAUUGAAGUUGAGGAAUUAGGUCUCGAGAGAAAUGACGCUGUUGAUUGGACAAACAUGCCUGAUGAUACAGUGAUUCAAUUGUUUUCGUGUCUGAAUUAUCGUGAUAGGGCAAGCUUGUCAUCAACCUGUAAGACAUGGAGGGCUUUGGGAGGUUCGCAGUGUUUAUGGAGUUCAUUGGAUCUCCGUGCUCAUAAAUUUGAUACUGCAACGGCUACUGUACUUGCUUCUAGGUGUGUGAAACUUCAAAAGCUUAGGUUUCGUGGGGCAGAGUCUGCUGGUGCAAUAAUUAAUCUUCAAGCUAAGAAUUUGCAUGAAAUAAGCGGUGAUUACUGCAGGAAAAUAACCGAUGCUACUCUAUCUGUAAUUGUUGCUCGACAUGAGGCUUUGGAAAGUCUUCAGCUUGGGCCUGACUUUUGUGAAAGGAUCACUGGAGAUGCUAUAAAAGCAACAGCACUUUGCUGUCCCAGAUUGAAGAAACUUCGGUUGUCUGGAAUAAAGGAUGUUUAUGCUGAUGCAAUCAAUGCUUUGGCUAAGCACUGUCCAAAUCUAGUUGAUAUUGGGUUCCUUGAUUGUCUAAAUGUUGAUGAGGCUGCAUUGGGAAAUGUUUUAUCUGUUCGUUUUCUCACUGUUGCAGGGACGUUAAAUAUGAAAUGGGAUUUGGUUUCGCAUUUGUGGCACAAGCUACCUAAAUUGAUUGGGUUGGAUGUUUCUAGAACUGAUAUCAGUUCAGAUGUUGUAUCUAGAUUGUUAUCCUCAUCCCAGAGCUUGAAGAUUUUGUGUGCUUUAAAUUGUACGGUUCUUGAACAGGACCCUAGCAUUAGCACCACCAAAACCAAUGGCAAAGUGUUGCUUUCCCUUUUUUCAGAUAUUUUAAAGGAACUAUCUUCUUUAUUUUCCGAAACUUCAAUCAAAGGGAGGAAUUUGUUUUUGGAUUGGAGGUGCUCGAAGAACAGAGAUAAAAACUUGAAUGAGAUCAUGACCUGGCUUGAGUGGAUCUUAUCUCACUCACUUUUGCGUAUUGCUGAGAGCAACCCACAAGGACUAGAUGAUUUCUGGCUUAAGCAAGGGGCAACAUUGUUGCUCAGCUUAAUGCAAAGCUCACAAGAGGAUGUUCAAGAAAGGGCGGCCACAGGACUAGCAACGUUUGUUGUUAUUGAUGAUGAAAAUGCAAGUAUAGAUCGUGGAAGAGCUGAGGCAGUCAUGCAAGAUGGUGGCAUCCGACUUCUUCUGAACCUAGCCAAAUCUUGGCGUGAAGGACUUCAAUCAGAGGCUGCAAAGGCUCUAGCGAACUUGUCUGUCAAUGCCAAUGUUGCUACAGCUGUAGCUGAAGAAGGAGGAAUUAAUAUCCUCGCUGGGUUGGCGAGGUCCAUGAACAAGCUGGUUGCUGAGGAGGCAGCUGGAGGGCUAUGGAACCUUUCUGUAGGGGAAGAGCACAAGGCUGCAAUUGCUGAGGCUGGUGGUGUCAAAGCUUUGGUUGACCUUAUAUUCAAAUGGUCCUCUGGCGGUGAUGGAGUUGUUGAACGUGCUGCUGGCGCCUUGGCAAAUUUGGCAGCUGAUGAUAAAUGUAGUAUAGAAGUUGCAGUUGCAGGUGGUGUGCAUGCACUGGUGAUGCUUGCCCGUAAUUGCAAGUUUGAAGGAGUGCAAGAACAGGCCGCUCGUGCCUUGGCAAAUUUGGCUUCUCAUGGUGAUAGCAACAGUAACAAUGCUGCUGUAGGACAUGAGGCUGGUGCUCUUGAAGCACUAGUUCAACUUACACGUUCUCCUCAUGAAGGUGUCAGGCAAGAAGCUUCAGGUGCAUUGUGGAAUUUGUCAUUUGAUGACAGAAAUCGAGAAGCAAUUGCGGCUGCUGGUGGUGUUGAGGCAUUGGUUACUCUUGCCCAGUCCUGUUCAAAUGCUUCCCCUGGUCUUCAAGAGAGGGCAGCUGGUGCUCUUUGGGGAUUGUCUGUGUCAGAAGCCAACAGCAUUGCUAUUGGACGAGGAGGAGGUGUUGCUCCCCUGAUUGCACUUGCCCGCGCUGAAGCUGAAGAUGUUCAUGAAACUGCGGCAGGGGCUCUUUGGAACCUUGCUUUUAACCAUGGCAAUGCUCUUCGGAUAGUGGAAGAAGGUGGGGUUCCUGCACUUGUUCAUCUUUGUUCUUCAUCGUUAUCCAAAAUGGCACGCUUCAUGGCUGCAUUGGCGCUGGCAUACAUGUUUGAUGGGAGCAGAAUUGAUGAGUUUGCGUCAAUGAGUUCAUCAUCAGAAAGCACUUCGAAGAGUGUGAGCUUGGAUGGGGCCCGAAGAACGGCUUUGAAGCAUAUUGAAGCUUUUAUCCGUACAUUCUACAAUCCACAAGCAUUCGCCGCAGCUGCUGCUUCAUCCGCUCCGGCAGCCUUGGCACAAGUAACCAAAAAGGCUCAUAUUCAAGAAGCGGGGCACCUGAGAUGCAGCGGGGCUGAAAUUGGAAGAUUCAUCUCGAUGCUUCGAAACUCUUCUUCAAUACUCAAGGCAUGUGCAGCAUUUGCUCUACUCCAGUUCACCAUUCCCGGUGGUCGACACGCCGUGCACCAUGCUAGCCUUAUGCAGGGUGGUGGAGCAGCAAGGGUUCUGCGAGCAGUAGCCGCAGCGGCGACGUCCCCAAUCGAGGCUAAAAUCUUUGCGAGAAUUGUGCUUAGAAACUUGGAGCUUCACCAAGUAGAGACAUCCAUCUAAAUUCAGGAACCAACUUAAUUUAUUAGUCAACUCAAGAGUUUCAUUAGUUUAUAAAUUACAUUUCUAAGGUCUCUCUCUCUCUCUCUCUCUAUAACCUUUCGAACGUAAGAACUAUCAGAACAAA